Phaeodactylum tricornutum CCAP 1055/1 is the source of this 1411-nucleotide messenger RNA. RefSeq lists its product with no specific name. NCBI's taxonomy places the organism in Eukaryota, Bacillariophyta, Bacillariophyceae, Surirellales, Neidiaceae. The transcript is spliced from 3 exons. The coding region runs from base 57 to 1355 and encodes 432 amino acids. The record is from RefSeq and is a predicted model, not a curated record.
CGGCCACUACAAACUGCGCAUAAGAAACCGGGCAAUCAACCUUUUGCAACAUCGCCAUGAGCACAACAGGUUUCAACGCGGCUGGUGCCGGAAAGAAGGCGGUUCACGUCAAGUGGGCCGGCAAAACCAUUGCGCUCGGGACUUUCCCUGCUUCUGAAGCGGACGAAAAAUGUGCCAGAGCGAAGGCUUUAACUCGAGCAUGGCGAUCUACCAUGCGACCAAAACCUAGUCGCGACUGGGUCAUGGUUGAACUAGAACGUCUGGGUGUGAGGGUGGUAAGUGGGCGUCUCGGGCGCAAAGCGGGUGAAGAUGGAGAGGACGAUCCAAUGGACCCCAAAAAGGGCGGUCAUCCUGGUGGUAUGAGCAUCGGAGGUCCUAUUGAAAGAAAUUCGAGCAUGGGAUUUGGUGGCGAGAUGGACUUGAACGCCUUGAUGGCUAGACGGAAUUCCUCCAUUGGAAUGUCAAUGAUGGGCGAUACAAUGAACCGACGCGGCUCUUUAGGAUCAUUGGGCCAAACCAUGGGUAUGGAUGGCGACCCUUCGAUGCCUCCGCACCGCCCUUUUGUGGGGGGUGGUGCGGCUGCGGCGUACGAAGCCUCCCGUCACGAUCACUAUACGCAGAAAAGCGCCGAGCAACAACGUCGUGCGUCGAGCCUGGGCUUGGGUAACUUAACGGGCGGUGGCCUCGGCAAUAUGGGGAUGUCUGUGAAUCCUAAUCAACAUUACGAAAUGCUAAAGCUCCACCACAUGAACCUCCUCAAUGAAAUCCAGGAAACAACCUUGAUGAUGAAUCUUUAUCAACAGCAGCAAUUACAGCAGCAGCAACAUCAGCUACAGCAGCAGGCUGGACCAGAUGGUAUGGGCAACAACGGUGAUCCGGGACUGGGUAUGAUGCAGCAACAGCUUCAAAAUAGUGGUUCCUCUAACCAGCAGGGUCUCGACCAGAUGUUUGGUUCCGCCCAAUUGAGUCAACAACAGCGUGCAUCCUUGGGUCUGGGAGGUCCGCAAAUGGGGGGCGGAAAUACAGGCGGCGGCGGUAACUAUAACUCGCAGCAACAAUUCCAGCUGAUGCAGCAACAAAUGGAAGGCGGUAUGGGUGGCGGUGGACAAGGAGGUGUUAGCUCCAUGGGACAAAGCGGAAAUCAGGUUAUGGAAAGCCGUCUUGCGCAGCUAAAAGACGACCUUGCUCGAGGAAGAACCCAAGGAGACAAAAUGGGAUCCUCUAGUUCGCCUGGAGCCACUUCACCGGGAAGAAAACGAACGCUGGAUAAAGUCAGCGGCUCAAGUAAGAAAAGAAGCAAGCCGGAGGAGGAGGACAACGAUGAUGACGAUGACGAGGAGGACGGCUCAAAAUAAACUUCAAAGAGCUCUAGCAAAACAAUUAUAAUUGAUAGUAUGUUGUUUGUGAACCG